Molecule: messenger RNA, 1545 nt
Organism: Scheffersomyces stipitis CBS 6054
Lineage: Eukaryota; Fungi; Ascomycota; Pichiomycetes; Serinales; Debaryomycetaceae
Product: cysteine protease
Exons: 1
Coding region: 1-1545 (514 amino acids)
Molecular function (GO): protein-phosphatidylethanolamide deconjugating activity
Source: RefSeq, a predicted model, not a curated record
AUGGCUCGUGAGGACGCGUCUGUUCCAAGAUCGCACGAUUCGGCUGAUGCCAGCCCCAAUUCCACAGCAAAAGAGAUACCUGUGCCGCAACCCCCUCUAUUGAACUUGAACUUGAAUUUGAACAUGAAUAGCGGCUUCAAUCUAUCCAACUGGUGGCACCAGAUCACACUGAUUGAAGCUGACAGUAGUGACGACCGCAACAACAAUAAUAGUAACAAUGGCAUCAACGCUGCAGAGUCCGAUUCAGCCCAGUCUCAACCUAUUGUAGUCUUGGGCCAUUCAUACCAAACGACCGAAGAAGCUCACGAGGAUAUCAUCAAGAAGUUGUGUCUCACAUAUCGAUAUGGCUUCGAGCGGAUACCCCGGGCUGUUAAUGGUCCCAGUCCGUUGUCGUUUAUGCAAUCGGUGAUCUUCAGUAAGAGUCUUCUCUAUAAUCUCCAGAACUUCAACAACUUCAUCGAAAAGGAAAACUUCACUACAGAUGUAGGAUGGGGGUGUAUGAUACGCACUUCACAAAGUUUGCUCGCCAAUACCUUCGUGCGUUUGCUAGACAAACAAAGCGACAUUAUCGCUCUCUUCAACGAUACCUACUUAGCACCGUUUUCAUUGCACAACUUCAUUCGUGUCGCCUCGUCACUGCCAUUGAAGGUCAAGCCUGGCGAAUGGUUUGGUCCCAAUGCUGCAUCUCUCUCGAUAAAACGUCUCUGCGAUGGCUAUUAUGAUAAUUCGACGUCAGAGACGAUCUUACCACGAAUCAAUGUGCUUAUCAGCGAAAGCACUGAUUUGUACGAUAGUCAGAUUGCCCAGUUGCUUGAGCCAAGCACCGAGACCAAGGGCUUGUUGGUACUCUUGCCCGUCAGAUUGGGUAUCGACAGCAUUAAUUCUUAUUAUUUUUCAAGUUUGCUCCAUCUUCUUUCGCUUGAGCAAUCUGUAGGAAUCGCCGGAGGCAAGCCGUCCUCGAGUUUCUACUUCUUUGGCUAUCAGGACAAUAGUCUCAUCUACAUGGAUCCACAUUCAGCUCAGAUAUUCAGCAGUGACAUUGAUAUGAGCACCUACUACGCCACACGAUACCAGAGGGUUGACAUUGGCAAGUUGGAUCCGUCUAUGUUGAUUGGAGUGUUCAUUCGUGACUUGACACUGUACGAAAAUUUCAAAAAGAGCUGCCUUGAUGCCGCGAACAAAAUUGUCCACUUCCAUGCGACGGAGCGUCUGACGGUACCUGAGUCCAGACGAAAGAACUCCGAGUUCGUCAACAUCAACAGAAGCGAUUUGAAGGACGAAGACUAUAUCAAUAUCGACAGAGUCAACCGCUUGGACAGCACUGACGACUUCAUUGACUUAGGCGAUGACUAUGUAGAAACCAACACGAACUUGGAAGAAGCUACUCCGCUGGCGGAAGAUACAGUUCCUGUUUCUACAUUAAGUGCCAGCGAGCUGGAGAUAACAACAUCUUCAUACGAAACACCUACUUCAAAGGAUGACAACAGUUCCAGAGCAAGCUUGGACGUGGUAGUGCUCGACACGACAGGUGAACAACAGGAAUAG